Molecule: messenger RNA, 2081 nt
Organism: Humulus lupulus (European hop)
Lineage: Eukaryota; Viridiplantae; Streptophyta; Magnoliopsida; Rosales; Cannabaceae
Product: putative leucine-rich repeat receptor-like protein kinase At2g19210
Exons: 8
Coding region: 41-1747 (568 amino acids)
Molecular function (GO): protein binding
Source: RefSeq, a predicted model, not a curated record
CCUGCCUUUUUCAUUUGCAGCAUAUGCUAUAGAUUAAAAUAUGGUUUUCUUUAAGCAUUUUGUCGUUCCGAUUUUCUUGCUGCAGAGUAUUUUGAUUAUUUUCCCACACUUGAUUCAGCCUCAGGAUCUAUCAGGAUUUAUCAACAUAGACUGUGGAAGUUCAGAGAUGUCGAAUUACAUAAAUAAAACAAUGGGCAUCAGUUUAAGCUACCUUUCAGAUGAAAACUACACAGACAGCGGUGAAAAGAAAGUGAUAUCUCAAGAAUACAAGGACCAAAUGGCUAACGAACCGCAGCUUUGGAAUGUUCGAAGCUUCCCAAAUGGUGCCAGAAACUGUUACACUGUGAAGCCAACACGAGCCCAAGGCACCAAGUAUUUGAUCCGAGCAACGUUUUUGUAUGGAAACUACGACAACAUAGACCGACCCCCAACUUUUGAUUUGUACAUUGGGGUUGAUUAUUGGGAUACGUUAUCAAUUGAAAAUGCAUGGACCCCAAUUCGCCGUGAAAUCAUAUAUGUACUUUCAUCAGAUCGCUUACAUGUUUGUCUAGUAAACACAAAAAACGGAGCUCCAUUCAUAUCAACUUUAGAGCUAAGACCUCUAGCAGACGAAAUUUAUCAAACAAAAAAUGGCACGUUCCUAAAACUUCGUGGUCGGUCUGAUUAUUCAUCGUCAACCGAUGACGAAAAGUUGAGGUACAAGGAUGAUAUAUAUGAUCGUUUGUGGAGGUCCCGUGGGAGAAAGGAGUGGUCCCCAUUCUUAACUACUUCUCUUAGUGAUGUAAACUCUAUCGAAAAAGGCGAUUACGAAGUACCGUUCACCGUCAUGAACACUGCGUACACCCUUGACAGAAAUAGUACUGAUGACAUUAGUAUUGAAUGGGAAAGCAUGAGCAGCACCGAAAGGUAUUUCCUGUACCUGCAUUUUGCGGAACUCGAACAACUCAACGAGAACGAAAAAAGAGAAUUCGAUAUCUACGUUAAUGAUGAUGAAGAUUCCUGGUACGAUAACAUGUCUCCCGAAUACUUGAGCGGAAAAGCCAUCCAGAGCACCGAAGGCGUAGAAGUUGAAGGUGGAGUAAAACUGAGUAUUUCGCUCAGCAAAACCAAAAACUCAACGCUGCCGCCCCUUAUAAAUGCCAUGGAGAUUUACAUGCAAAAAGAGCUCUCACAAAAAGAAACCAACCAAAUGGAUGAAAAAGCUAUGUGGAAUGUCAAGGAAGUAUAUGGAUUAAAGAGAAACUGGCAAGGAGAUCCUUGUAACCCUGGCAAUUUCACGUGGGAUGGUGUUGGGUGUGAUUCCAAUAAUUCGUCUAACAUUGUGUCUUUGAAUCUGUCGUCAUGUGAACUAAAGGGGGAAAUCGCUUCUUCCAUUGCCAAUCUGACCAUGUUAAACAAUCUGGAUUUAUCAAACAACAGCCUGAACGGGGCCGUGCCUGAAUUUUUGGCUCAACUUUCAUCCUUAAAAUUUUUAAACCUUAAAGGAAACAACCUCACUGGCCCAAUCCCAGACGCACUCCUUCAAAGAUUGAAGAAUAAUCAAUUAUAUUUAAGCUUUGAUGCAAACAUGAACAGUAGUACUCCAUCUCCGUGCUCAUCGUGCGAAAAAAAUAAAAAAAAAAUUGUUGUCCCACUGGUUGCUUCACUCGGCGUAUCACUAGUUAUCGUAUUUAUUAUUGUGUCAGUAAUUUGGAUCUUCAAAAGAAGAUCAAGACGGCCAGCGGCCCCUAAAGAUUUGAGGGGUUAGAAAAUUCUAAUUACUGUAACAUUAUCGAUCCAAGACUGGAAGGGUGUUUUUGUGUUAAUACUGUUUGGAAAACUAUUGAAAUAGCAAUGACUUGUCUCUCGAAAACUUCCUCCAAUAGGCCAACUAUGCAUCACGUAGUAACUGAAUUAAAGGAGUGUUUGGCAGCAGGGUUAACCUGGAAGAACAGCAAUAGUACGGUUGAAUCAAAAGAUUUGUCGGUGGAAAUGAUGAACUAUAGUACGCCCUCAGAACAACAUAUUCCUCUAGCUAGGUAGUUCUUAAAUACAUGGAUGUCAUUAUUCUUCUAAAAAGUAAAAGCUUAAUUAAGAUGGCU